Messenger RNA from Cucumis melo (muskmelon), 2658 nucleotides. RefSeq names its product F-box/kelch-repeat protein SKIP11. The transcript is spliced from 2 exons. The coding region runs from base 850 to 2157 and encodes 435 amino acids. The record is from RefSeq and is a predicted model, not a curated record. Gene Ontology annotation, cellular component: nucleus. Gene Ontology annotation, molecular function: protein binding. NCBI's taxonomy places the organism in Eukaryota, Viridiplantae, Streptophyta, Magnoliopsida, Cucurbitales, Cucurbitaceae.
ACUCAACGCCGCCUCGGUGGCAGAGUACCGGAGAAUUAUCUCUUCUUUGUUUUUUUGAUGUGCGUACAUUUUGGACCAAACGGAGAAACAGAGUCUCCGGCCGCCGCCGUUGGACGGAAUGCUUGCCGACUUCUGGAAAGAGGAAAGAAGGAAGAAAAGUCGACGGGGGAAGAAGUGGGUCCCGCGACCGUCUUUUCCCCCGAGUAAAUUUAUUUAUUUUAUUUAUUUAUUUAUUUUCUUUCUUUUUUGGGUCCUUUUUCUUUAGGAUCAAAUCUAAGUGAGAGUCAGAGGAGAGAACAGAGAGAGUCACGCGGGAUAACACAAAGUGUAAUUUGCAAUAAUUUAAGAUCUGAAAGAAGAAGAAGAAGAAGAAGAAGAAGAAGAAGAAGAAGAAGAGGAAGAAGAAGAGAAAUAAACAUAAACAGGUAUUUGUUUGGUUUUUAAUUUUUUUAAAAUUAUUUUAAAGUGAGAAAGAUAAUAAAGAGCGGACCACAAAGGAAUUUUAGAGCUCGAAAGCCAAAAUCCAAACCCUCCAUUUCCAUCUCCCAAUUCCUUCUCUCUCUCUCUUCCUCUGAUUUGCAGAGAGAAUCCAAAGGACGCAGAGACCCAACAUCAGAAAUACCACAGUUUUUUUUUUUUUUCCUUUUUUUGUGUCUGCAAGAACAGAGAGACAAUACAACACACUCAGUUCGUUAAGUUUUUUUUCCCUUCCCUUUCAAAUAUUCCAAUCAACACCCUAUUUCUUCUCUUAUCCAUUAUUAAGAAAGAGAAGGAAGAAAGAAAGAAACAUCGGAUCGGAUUGGAAUUGUGAAAAUCUCGGGCUUUAUAUUGGUUGCAUCUGAGAGAGAUAUGUUGGAGGAUCGCUCCUUUCUGGCGUCGAGGGUGUUCUCAAGCUCUUUCCACCAAGAAAAUCAGUGGCCUUGCUUUAAUUUAACAUAUCGACUCGAGGUUGGAAUGGCAAAUGGGAAACGCCCGUCAGAUCAUGAUGGCGAGGAUUUUGUUAAAACCUCAAGUUCUUAUGGUAGAAACGUCAGACCUCGAUCUUCAAGGGAUCAUCAUCCAAAUGACGAGUCUGAUUCAGGGGAUAGUUCUGAUUCCGGUUCUCUAAUCUCUUCCAUUGGUCGGGACAACUCUAUUAAUUGCUUAAUUCGCUGCUCCAGGUCCGAUUAUGGUUCUAUUGCAUCUUUGAAUCGAAGUUUCCGUAAGUUAAUUCGUAACGGGGAGCUUUACAAGCUGAGGCGUUUGAACGGUGUGAUUGAACACUGGGUUUACUUCUCUUGCCAUCUUCUGGAAUGGGAGGCUUUUGAUCCAAUUCAACGAAGGUGGAUGCAUUUGCCAAGGAUGGAUUCAAAUGAAUGUUUCAUGUGUUCGGAUAAGGAAUCCUUGGGAGUAGGGACUGACCUUCUUGUUUUUGGUAAGGAUUUAAAUUCCCAUGUUACUUAUAGAUACAGUAUUCUGACAAAUUCCUGGUGUCCUGGAGUGAGUAUGAAUGAUCCCAGAUGUUUAUUUGGGUCUGCUAGUAAAGGGGAGAUAGCAAUUUUGGCUGGUGGUUGUGAUUCUAAUGGCAACAUUCUCAACACUGCUGAGCUUUACAAUUCCGAGACUAAAACGUGGGUGACUCUUCCUAAUAUGAUCAAACCAAGGAAGCUUUGUUCUGGGGUGUUCAUGGACAAGAAAUUCUAUGUUAUUGGCGGAGUUGGAGGAAGUGAAGCUAAUGUUCUUACAUGUGGUGAAGAGUAUGAUUUAGAAACUCGAAAAUGGACCGAAAUUCCCAAUAUGUCACCUGGCCGUAGCCCUGCAGCUAGGGACACUGAAAUGCCGGCUGCAGCUGAAGCACCCCCUCUUCUUGCUGUGGUGAAUAAUGAGCUGUAUGCUGCAGAUCAUACUGAUAUGGAGGUGAGGAAAUAUGAUAAGCAAAGAAGAGAAUGGAAUACGGUUGGAAGAUUGCCUGAACGAGCAGUUUCAACAAAUGGUUGGGGGCUUGCGUUUAGAGCUUGUGGAGAUAGGCUUAUUGUUAUUGGUGGACCAAGGGCAAUGGGUGAAGGUUAUAUAGAACUUAAUUCAUGGGUUCCAAGUGAAGGACCUCCAAGAUGGGAUUUGCUUGCAAGGAAACCAUCUGCAAAUUUUGUGUAUAACUGUGCUGUGAUGGGAUGCUGAAAUUUAAAAGAAGAAAAAAAAAAAAAAAAAAAGAAAAGAAAAGAAAAAACCAAAGUGUUUGUGCUAUGCUCUCCAUUGAUGGUGGUCUCACACUUCCAACUUCCAAGAUGAAUUGCUGAAGAUGGGUUUGUUUUCUUUCUUCUUCUACACAUGAUUUUAGCUGAUGAGUUAUUUCCCAUACUCUCUUCAGAUAUUUUCAACCAACUGCGCAGGGAGGCGUGGGGAGGAAUUGAUUUUACUCAAGAUUUUAUAGAAAAACUUUCCAUGGAAGGAGAUCUUAAAAAGAAGAAAAAAUAUAUAAAUAUAUCAUUUAUUCUCUCAUCAGACUCAUUUUUAUUUGCUUCUUCUUCCAUUGAUAAUGCAUCUCCCCCAUUUUCCCCCACCCCUGAUUAUUGGUUUGAGAUAUUACAAAGAUUGAUUUUCUUGUUAGGACAGUUAUAGUUCCCAAUAAUUUGAGUACAAUAGAAAAUUCACAGCUCACUGAAUACUGUUUUUCUUUAA